UCGCGCACGACUAAUAUAAAGCCCCCGGAGCCGCUUGGACUCAAACCUCGCCGCCGCCUCCGUCUUCUCAUCCCCUCUCCUCCCCUCCCACUAAACCCGCACCCGAAGCAGCGCUCCUAGGGUUUGCUCCACCCCCAGCCCCACCCUCCGAUUCCGAGGCGGCGGCUGCGAGCGAGCGAGCCUGAGGCAUGGCGGGGUACCCGGAGGACAACCAGCACGCCCUGAACGGGUACGAGGAGGAGGAGGUCGACGAGGAGGAGGGCCACCCCGGGAGGCGGGGAGGCCGGGAUGGGGGCGUCGGGUACGGUGAUGCCGGCGGAGAGGACGGGAGGGGCGCGGGCGGCGACUCGUCGGGGAAGAUUUUCGUCGGAGGCGUUGCUUGGGAGACUUCUGAAGAAACGUUCUCCAAGCAUUUUGAGAAGUAUGGGGCAAUAGUUGAUUCUGUAAUUAUGAAGGACAAGCAUACUAAGAUGCCUCGUGGAUUUGGAUUUGUUACAUUUUCUGAUCCAUCUGUUAUAGACAAGGUUUUGGAGGAUGAGCAUGUUAUAGAUGGCAGAACGGUUGAAGUCAAGAGGACAGUCCCGAGGGAAGAAAUGUCAACCAAAGACGGCCCCAAGACAAGGAAGAUCUUCAUUGGUGGGCUCCCACCAUCACUAACUGAGGAUGAUUUGAAGGACCACUUCUCUUCAUAUGGUAAGGUGGUUGAGCAUCAGAUAAUGCUUGAUCAUAGCACUGGGCGUUCAAGAGGGUUUGGUUUUGUCACUUUUGAAAGCGAGGAUUCUGUUGAAAGGGUCAUAUCUGAGGGUAGAAUGCGUGAUCUUGGUGGGAAGCAGGUUGAAAUAAAGAAGGCUGAACCAAAGAAACAUGGGUCUGAUCACAGUAGCAAUGGGAGAUCUAGUCACGGUGGUGGUGGUUACCGCAGUUCUUACCAUGGUGGUGGUGGUGGUGGCAGCAGCAGCAGCAGCGGUGGUGGCAGCGGUGGCGGUUAUGGAUAUGGUGGUGGUUACCGAUCUGCUGCUGCUGCAGGUUAUUAUGACAGCGGUACAGGUGUAGGAGCAGGGUAUGGCUACGGUAGAGGGUAUGGCUAUGGAGGCAAUGCUGGCUUUGGGUCUGGUUUUGGCGGUGGUUAUGGUGGCGCCAUGUAUGGAGGUGCUUAUGGUGCGUAUGGGGCAUACGGUGGUGGUGCCUACGGAGGGGGUGCCUAUGGAGGUGGUGCCUAUGGAGGUGGUGCCUAUGGUGGCGCCCCAGGUGGUUAUGGUACUGGUGGAUACGGCAGUUACGGGGGCGCUGGUGGUGCUGGUGGCGGGAGUGCAGGUGCUCGCGGUUCUAGCAGGUACCAUCCGUAUGGAAAAUAAGCAACAAGUUCAAUCUGUUUUUCUAGGACACAGGAGCAUCCAUCUUCCUCUUGUCUCCUAGAAGUUCAGUCUUCAAAACCUAAUCAGCGGCAUUGGAAUAUUCUUGGGAUGAACUACGUCUUAGCUGGAACAACUGUAAUUGUUGUCGCUGAGCCAGCCCGCCUGCCCGUAGUUUGCUGUAGAAGCUACACAUGAAAGCUGCGUUGUAUUCUUUAGUUUGAUAUGCAGAGCUUAGAAUCUUAAGAACAAGCUUUUGAUGGUAGGAACAGUAUUUGGUGCAGUAGAACUAUAUUUCGUGGUGUAACAUCGACAUUGCCAUGUUGCCAUCUUUGGUGCAGUAGGACCCCUUUAAAGGAUUUGGUUUAAUCUUCUAA
Messenger RNA from Phragmites australis (common reed), 1729 nucleotides. Its product is annotated as glycine-rich RNA-binding protein 3, mitochondrial-like. Lineage: Eukaryota; Viridiplantae; Streptophyta; Magnoliopsida; Poales; Poaceae. Gene Ontology annotation, cellular component: nucleoplasm. The transcript has 7 exons. Bases 189 to 1355 code for a protein of 388 amino acids. Gene Ontology annotation, molecular function: RNA binding. The record is from RefSeq and is a predicted model, not a curated record. Gene Ontology annotation, biological process: regulation of gene expression.